This is a messenger RNA of Spinacia oleracea (spinach), 1935 nucleotides long. Its product is annotated as high affinity nitrate transporter 2.5. The transcript is spliced from 2 exons. NCBI's taxonomy places the organism in Eukaryota, Viridiplantae, Streptophyta, Magnoliopsida, Caryophyllales, Amaranthaceae. Gene Ontology annotation, biological process: transmembrane transport. Gene Ontology annotation, molecular function: nitrate transmembrane transporter activity. Bases 213 to 1724 code for a protein of 503 amino acids. The record is from RefSeq and is a predicted model, not a curated record.
GCUCAUCCUGCAAGAAAAAUCCACACUCAGCCAAAAUUCUCCGGAUGAAAGAUUCACUUCAAAUGAGAAUAUUCAUUCCUUGACGGCUAUAACACGAAUCAAGAUUCUCUCCAGUCACUCAACCUGUUUAAUCAAUCCCUAGGGGAAUUUGUUCGUAUCUUAUCAAACAUUUUACGGAGUAAUAAAUUAAAUUGGCGAAAGUAUCAAAAAUUAUGAUGGCAUCAACUGAAACUAUGAAAGAGUUUGAAACAAAAAACUUUACUCUUCCAGUUGAUGCAGAGCACAAGGCUACAACCAUUCACUUAUUAUCAGUAGCAAAGCCUCAUAUGCGCGCAUUUCAUCUAUCUUGGCUUCAAUUCUUUGCCUGCUUUCUUUCAACCUUUGCUGCUCCACCUCUUCUUCCUAUCAUCCGCGACAAUCUUAAUCUUACUGCUACUGAUAUUGGUAAUGCAGGAAUUGCAUCAGUUUCCGGUGCUGUGUUUGCUCGGUUAGCCAUGGGAACCGCCUGUGAUUUAGUUGGGCCUCGAGUUGCUUCUGCAGCACUCACCCUCCUCACUGCACCAGCAGUUUACCUAUCUGCUAUAGCAGAGUCACCCACCGCCUUUUUGCUAGUCCGGUUUUUCACAGGCUUUUCUUUAGCCACUUUUGUAUCAACCCAAUUCUGGAUGAGUUCCAUGUUUUCUUCACCAGUAGUUGGCCGGGCUAACGGUAUUGCAGCCGGGUGGGGCAACCUUGGAGGUGGAGCAACCCAGAUGAUCAUGCCUCUUGUGUACACUAUCAUUCUUAGGAUGGGAUCUGCAAAUUUUACAGCAUGGAGAAUAGCAUUCUUCAUUCCUGCUGUUUUACAGACUGUGUUGGCAUUUGCAGUGUUGAUAUUCGGACAAGACAUGCCUGACGGUAAUUUCCAGCAGUUGCAUAAGUCAGGUACAAAGCAUAAAGAUAAGUUUUCAAAGGUUGUAUAUCAUGGACUCACCAAUUACAGGGGAUGGAUUACUGCUCUGUGUUACGGGUACUGUUUCGGGGUGGAGUUAACAGUGGAUAAUAUCAUUGCUGAGUACUUUUUUGAUCGAUUCAAUCUCAAUCUUCAUACAGCAGGGCUUAUAGCAGCUUGUUUUGGUCUGGCUAAUUUUUUUGCCAGGCCAGGAGGUGGAUUGGUGUCAGAUCUUCUAGCAAAGAAGUUCGGAAUGAGGGGAAGACUCUGGGGCUGGUGGAUUAUCCAGACUGUAGGUGGAUUAUUAUGCAUUCUUCUUGGAUUGAUGAACUCUUUAAGUGGAUCAAUUGCAGUGAUGCUUGUCUUCUCUGUGUUUGUUCAAGCAGCCUGUGGCCUUGCAUUUGGGGUUGUUCCUUUUGUCUCCAGAAGAGCAUUGGGUGUGAUUUCUGGUAUGACAGGAGCCGGUGGAAAUGUGGGUGCGGUCUUAACUCAAUUGAUAUUCUUCAAAGGAUCUCAAUACACAACAGAAAGGGGAAUAACUUAUAUGGGCGCUAUGAUUGUAGCAUGUACUCUUCCCAUAUCUGCCAUAUACUUCCCACAGUGGGGAGGUAUGUUUUGUGGUCCUAAAUCAGAAUUUUCAGAAGAUGACUAUUAUAAAGAGGAAUGGGAUUCAAAGGAGAAGCAGGAAGGACAUCAUCAGGCAAGUUUGAGGUUUGCGGAAAGUAGCAAGAGUGAAAGAAGCAAAAAAGAUCAAUGUGCAGUCUCUGCACCCCCAGCAAGCAAGCCUGUGUAAUGUCUAAUAUACUGCCCUUAGCUUCUUUAUUUGUUACACUAUCUGAUGAUGUGUUGAAAGUCUACGGUACUUAUACUCUUCGUAUUAUGUAAAAUACCAUGUCAAAUAGUUUGACACUCACAUAAGGGUCUGAAAUCCUUAUGCAAUACAGAUCAAUUUCGCCUCCAGGCAAGAACAGUCAUUUAGCCUCUUAUCCUCUUAAUUAGUUACA